GGGGACGGAGUGUCACUUAUACCCGUGUGUGUGUGUGUGUGUGUCACCACCGCCACCUAUGUAUAUAUAUCGGCCGACGAAAAAAAUGCCAGUUGGUGACAUCUGACAACGCAGAUCACACGGAGCAACAUGAAAGUCGUGGCCUUCAUCGUCCUGGCUGUGGCCUCCGCCAGCUGGGCCGAGGAGCAGAAGAAGCCGGAGAAGAGGGGCCUGAUCGGUCUCGGCUACGGAGCCUACCCGGGGCUCAGUCUGGGGCUGGCCGGCGACCCCACCCUGUCGCACGCCCCCACAUUCACCCUCUCCCACGCCCCCACACUCUCCCACGCCCCCACAAUCACCGUCUCCCACGCUCCGGUCACCAUCUCUAGCCCCUCCAUCUCCCACGCGCCAACGCUGAGUGUGUCCGCUCCGACCGUAGCGCACGCGCCGUCUGUGGCCGUGGCCACCCCUGCCGUCGCCCAUGCGCCCACUGUCUCGGUGGCCACCCCUGCUGUGUCUCACGGACCCCUCACCACCAUCUCACAGGUGAGCUUCGACACGACGCACUACACGCCGGUGCUGUCGCGGACGUCGUCCGCCCCCGUGACGCUGUCCGCCGCCGCCCCCAGCCUGGUCUACAGUCAGGACCUGGCACUGGGUUACGCCCCCGCCGCCCCCGACCUGGCGCUGGGCUACGGCCACGGGUUCGACUACGGCUUCAGUCUCAACCAGCACUAGAGGGCAGCGUACCAGACAGAGGCGGCUGCAAUGCUGCCAGCAUUACCGAGCA
This is a messenger RNA of Schistocerca nitens (vagrant locust), 769 nucleotides long. RefSeq names its product cuticle protein 65-like. The transcript has 3 exons. The record is from RefSeq and is a predicted model, not a curated record. Bases 130 to 717 code for a protein of 195 amino acids. Lineage: Eukaryota; Metazoa; Arthropoda; Insecta; Orthoptera; Acrididae.